This is a messenger RNA of Babesia bigemina, 7365 nucleotides long. Its product is annotated as adenylate and guanylate cyclase catalytic domain containing protein, putative. Gene Ontology annotation, cellular component: plasma membrane. Lineage: Eukaryota; Apicomplexa; Aconoidasida; Piroplasmida; Babesiidae. Bases 1 to 7365 code for a protein of 2454 amino acids. The record is from RefSeq and is a predicted model, not a curated record. Gene Ontology annotation, biological process: intracellular signal transduction; phospholipid translocation; cyclic nucleotide biosynthetic process. Gene Ontology annotation, molecular function: ATPase-coupled intramembrane lipid carrier activity; nucleotide binding. The transcript has a single exon.
AUGAUGGACAGUAAUAAUGACGUAAGUAAUUAUCCUGCAAAUGGUGUUGUUACACGGGUCCCGUUCUAUAGAGGCGGCAAUAAGCGUCGGUCAGGGCAAAGAUAUGAUGGAAGACACAUAAUUACGAGCUAUAACAAGGAUGAACUGAUAACGAAGCGUCAGAACUUAUGUUUCGGUACUAAACUACAGCCAGAAUGGGAAUCUAGGUGCUUGAAGAUAAAUCCCGUGCUUUCGGAUGAUAUACAUCGUUUUAUGGGAAACGAGCAGCAUACUCAGCGUUGGGCAUUGGCUAAGCAUGUAUUUUUAAUAAUUUGUAGCAACGCAAAACGCGUUCCAUACAUAUGGGGAGCGGUAAGUAUAAUCCUUAACAUCAUAUCGCCGGUGUUGCUGCGCAAGGGAUCACCAAAACUAUCGUGGUAUAGUCAUGGAGCGGUAUUGCUAACAUCGUUUUCCAUUUCAUUUCUCACCAGCGGUUUUGAUGCGAUGAAACGCUUCGUUGUUGGGAAAUGCAUUGAUUUCAAAAGAUGUCACGUUCUACAAACAGGGAAACCUCGUCUGAAGAAAGUCAGGGUGUGUGAUUUAGUUGUGGGAAACAUAGUAAAACUAACCUGUGAUGAACAGGUACCAGCAGACAUGAUAAUAUUGGCUUGUAGCAAUCCGGAUGGCCAGGUACAUAUAGAUACCACAUUUGUUGAUGGCAAAAGAGAUCUUAAGGUGAAGGUAUGUACUAAAGAUGCAAAGGUUGAAGCUUCUGUACAUUCAUUCGCCAACAUACGUGGGCAAAUUGUCUGCGAUAGGCCAUCGGCCGACCUUGACAGCUUCGUUGGCGCACUAAGACUCAAAGGCCACCCACGACCUAAAAACUUGUACAUACAUAAUUUUGUGAUGAAGGGCAGCAUAAUUAGGAAUACCGGGACUGUGUAUGGUGUUAUAACGCAUACAGGUCCAGAUACGAAAAUUGCACAAAAUAUUAAAAAGGAGAAUCAAUGCAUAAAAUCCGGUUCGGUAGAAGGUUUGAUUAACCAUUUUACGGUGAUAGUAGGUUGCAUAUAUGUGUUAUGCCUCGUAGUAAGUAUGGGUACUAGGUGGUCCAUACUCUUGGCCUCUGAUAGGCGGAAAAAAGGAACCGCACUGGUCAUCGAAUCUCUUCUUUUUGUUUUAAUUAGGUUCUUUUUAUUAUAUGGAGGACUGAUACCUGUGACCUUACCAGCAAUUGUAGAUGUCUUGCGCUAUGCGUGUAGCACAAUUUAUGACGGACAUACGGAUUACUCGUUUUUCAGCGACGUUCAUGUCAGAGGUCAAACGCUUCAACAUGCACCAGAUACGACAACGGUCUUCCCUGUCACGUGGCCUAUGACGUCGGGGCUAUUGGAUGAACUGGGUUUGGUUGACAUAAUUUUUUGUGACAAAACGGGCACGUUGACGUCAAAUGAUCUAAAGGCAUCUCUCAUAACUGUAGGAAAUAAAACCUUCGACACAUCAGGCGACAGGACCAGUAUUCACAGCAAAAUAGAGAAUGAAUUGGAACAAAACCCUAGAUUCGACACACUGAUGAAGUUGAUGUGCCUAUGCAACGCCAGUGUGCCCGUCACUAGUGCACCCAGCCUUGAAAUAUUUACAUCUCCAAUACGCAUGACGACAUCUAGUUCUCAAGGGUUGAAACACAGUGCUUCAGGAAAUUCUGAUAUAUCUCUUGGCAUUUCAAACAACAAUCAAUACCCUUUGCGCCCAUCCAAGAGUAGAAUUCAUUUUGGAAAUGUAUCAUAUAUAGAGCCGUUAAACUCACUAAAUUUCGGUCUUAAGGAUAUGGAUUCGAUGAACAAUUCAAUGGAAUUCGGUGGUGAAGCGGCGGAGAAUGAGGGGGAUAGUGAGGAGACAUAUGCAACAAAUGCGUUUCCUCAUAGACCAAGCCGAUCCAACCAGAUAUAUUACAGGUCACCACAUAAAGAAGAUGAGUGUAUGCUGGAUAUAUGUCGCGAGUUUGGUUAUAAAUUGACGCAUCGCUCCAAGUCACAUAUCAAUCUUGAGGCUCGGGGAUUACAAGAGGAGUGGAAUAUUGUUGGUUUUAACACUUUUAGUCCUGAAAGACGUCGAAUGUCAAUGGUAGCUUCCAGACCUGACCAAGAUGGUUCUACAAUAUUCGUUAAAGGCUCAGCUGACACCAUGAUGAAUCUCAUUAGACUAACGACGGAAGACGAACAUCGCGAUAUGUCGGCCCUGUCAAUACGAAUUGAGAAGCUUACCACUGCAGGAUUCCGUGUUUUGGUUUGCGCAUACAGAGAUCUGUCUCGGGAGGAAACACAGUUAUACCAGCGCCACUUCACGAAUGCGGAAGAUUCGGUUUACAGUGCAGAUACACUUCACGAAGAAGCUGCAAUAAUGGUUGAACGACGUCUAACAUAUCUAGGAUUUGUUGCUUUCAAGGAUGAGCUUCAGGCAGGAGUGCCUGAAACACUUGAUUUGCUAAUGGAGGCAGGAAUUCGCAUAUGGAUGACAACGGGAGAUAAUCGGCAUGCUGCGAUUGAGGCAGCGUAUCUAUCGAAAUUGCUGGUGCAUCCGUGCCGUAUAUUUGAUUGCAAGCUGCCUACCAACAAACUGGAUGACUCGCCACAUAAGGAUUGUGGAGCUCUUUAUGAGGCCUUCCUACAGCAGAGAGCUGAGAAGACACAAUCGGAACAGAUUUGCCUAGUCGUAGAUGGAAAGGAUUUGAAGGAUUUUUUGACAAACAGUACGAUGCAAACAUACUUCGUCAACAUGCUGUGCUUCGCCGACGUGGUUUUGGCAUGCAGUUUGACGCCGUGCCAGAAAGCAGAAUUUGUAAGAUUGGUUAGGGUUCGUUUGACCCCUACACCAGUGACACUAGCAAUAGGCGAUGGUCUCAAUGAUGUCAAAAUGAUGCAGGAGGCGCAUGUUGGUGUUGCAGUAUUGGGCUCUACACCCGAUGCCGCAGCUUAUGCUGAUUUCGUAACUACGCAUUUCGCAGGACUGAGAAGUUUAUUGUUUUACCAGGGUAGCAAUGCUCUUCAGAUAAUAGCAAUAGCUAUAUAUUGGAGUUUUUUCAAAAGCCUUUGUUUAGUGAUGCCGAUUUUUUACUAUCAGGGGCACACUGAUUGGGUCGGCUUAGAUUUGUACGGUUCUUUUGUCCAGCUUCUUUUCCAUCUGCUAUUCACCGCAUUUCCGGUUACCUUUUGCGCCUUGUUCGACAGACCGUUGUCUGAACCGAUGUCAACAAAUUUGCCGAUACUUUAUACGUUAUGUAGGCGUCGUUUCCAUGUUAAUUUACUGCGUUUGGGAUUUUGGAUUUUGGAAGGCAUAUUGUCAUCCAUAUUUUGUUACCUUAGUAUUCAGACUACCACUUUGGAAUCUCCAAUCUUCAGCGGUGGAGGUACCAUUAGUGCGCGAACUUUUGGACUAUUAUGUUCCUUAGGUACCCUUCAGAUGUCCAAUACUCGUCUUCUUAUGGAAUCAUUCACUAGGAACAACGCCUUCGGUAUUGUAUUCACCUUGGUAUUCAUUUUUGCGAUGCCCCCCUCAUUUCUUGGCCUUUGCUUUUUGUUCGGAGGCAGAAUUCUCAGAAAUGCUACCUUACAAGUUGCGCUCUGGCAACCCGUGUAUUUUUUAAUUCCUGUUUGGUUGGGAAUAGGGGCAGUAUUUCAUGUGGCAUCCGCUUUGACCCAGGCGUUAGUUUCGCCGAAUAUAGCCAACUAUGUGAAGCAUUGGGUGUCUACACAAAUGUGUUAUUGUGCAGCUCAGUCAAACAAUCCGUCUACCACGGAAAGCUCCAAAUCUGUAGGCACGAGUCUUCCCACAGUUGAUGGAAUGGUUCAGAACGUGCGGCAAGUGCACAAUUGGUGUGAUCACAUGCUGCAACGGGUAAGAAAGGAAUUCAAUAUCCAUGGAAUGGAUUCCUGGAUACGCAUGAUACCUGCGGCCAGGCCAUUUAGAGUGCGUGAAGGCGAUUUGUCAGUUACGCAACCGGUUGCAAUAACUUCUUCGUCUAGCUUUUCGAAGGACAACAUUGAAGAGGACUUGCAUAAACAGCAGAGCGAUGUUAACGUCCAAAACCAACGCGCAUCGUAUUUAAUUGAUCGUUUUACGUUGCGUUUUAAGGACAUGCAACUAGAGGCUGAUUACAGACUUCAUAAACGACGCAAUCAUUAUAGAACAAAUCGUAUCUGGUAUAGAACCGUUUUUCUGGCAAUCGGUCUUUAUUAUAUUUUUGGUUGGAUAUUGGAUUACCUUAUAAAAGUGAGUUACAAUCAAGAAACGGCAAUAUAUACUAUUUUACCACCAAUUUGUGUCACGGCGUUGGCAUUUGGUUGCGCGAUUUUAACAUUCCAUCCAACGCAUUUCAUGCAUCACAUUAACAAGGUUCUGGGAGCUCUUGUAUCAUGUAUGAUAUUGCAGUAUGUUGUUACCUUGAGUUUGAUGGAGCCAUUGAGUUCCUUACAACCCAUAUUAUUCCCAAUUUUCACUUUCGUGAUUCUGCACAUAACAUUCAUUUAUGCUUUGCUGGCUAACGCAAUUUUCGUAGUUUCCACCAUACGGAGUGUUGACAAGUCCAUUCACACUGUGCCUUUAUUUAUUGGAAUCAAUGUAUUUGUCGCAUUUGUGGGUUAUCGGUUGGAAUAUAACAACAGGAAGAAUUUCUUAUUCGAAUUUUCUGCGAGGAACGCGCGAAAAAAGCAAAGCGAGUUGUUAAACACUAUGCUACCAAAUUUUGUUGUUUCUAAAAUGAUAAAUGCACGAUUGAAUGAGGAUGGAAUCCCUAUAGGUUUCGAAGCUGAGGAACAUGCAGUUGUGUCGGUCUUGUUUUGUGACGUCUAUCACUUUCAGAACUUGGUAGCCACCGUGGAACCAACUACUCUUGUGGAGCUUCUGGAUUCUUUGUUUCUAGCGUUCGAUAGGUGCGCGGAACAGUUUGGGGCAACAAAAAUCGAAACUGUUUUUGAAACUUAUUUGGCCGCUUGUGGCUUAUCGCGGGGCAUUGCCCCUUGCCCGUAUGAAUCAGCAGCAAAUGCUAUUGACAUGGCAUUGGCUAUGAUGGAAGCAUCCAAGCAAAUACAUUACUCUUAUAUAAGUGAAUGCCAUGAUGGGUCAUAUAUGGAGCAAAGUGAAUCUGUGCUUGUGAAGAUCGGAAUUAAUUCGGGUAAGGUCAUAUCUGGUUUGGUAGGUGCGAAGAAACCACAGUAUGCUCUUUUCGGAGACACAGUCAAUACUGCCAGCCGGAUGAAAAGCAUGGGAGAAGUGGGUUACAUACAUAUAACGGACGACACAUACAAUUUGGUGAAGGCCGAUUCAACGUUGACGUUCAGUCACCGUGAGACCUUCGUUAAGGGCAAGGGUAUGAUGAAAACACAUUUACUGAUUUCUGCUGAAGGGUCGGCAUAUCCAAACUUCGAGAGUGUAGAUACUUGUGGCACCGCGAAUGUUUAUCGAGCUAAUACAAGCGAUGAAAUGGGCUCGCGAGAUGUGCCUGUUGCGAAGAUAGGCGAGGGAAUAGUUGACCAUGAACGAGGUGCACGCAACAAAUCACCCGAAAACAACAACAUACUGUUCGAAUGCCUAGACAAAAGCCAUUCAUUGAACAUCUCUGAUGACAUCUGCCUGCGUAGCAGCGUUGACACAGCAAUCCCAGCUGUAGCACAUGCCAAUGAUUAUGAACGUUCAUGCUCACGAAAACUACGAAUAUCAGCUGCUGUAGGAGCGCUAACAGAAGAAGAUGAUGGAGUAUUCUUAAAAGACCAACCUGGGCUGCUGCGACAUUGCAGCAUGUAUAGCACAGGUGCAGCUUCGACAAAUUCGGUUCAAUCACGCGCGUCUAGGUGUCUUAAUUUUUUGCGGAGGGCAAACACAAUGGCGUUGCGUCACAAUACACUUAGUGCUUCAAGCCCAAUACAUUCGAGUAGUUUUACACGACAAAACGCUCAGGAUGAGGACGACGAAAUUAAUAGUGGGAUAGAUGGUAGUGACAUGCGGAUGAAGACCAAGGAGUGGAUAAUGUUAAAGUUUACGGAUAAAUUACAGGAAGAUCGUUACAGAUCACACUUUUACCAUAACAGGGCAAAUAUAAACACGAUUGAGCAAACGUUAGUGAUCUUCCUUAUCACUUUCGUAGCGCAGAGUAUUCUUGAAAUCGCAAUCCCCCGAAGUUUCGAAGACGACAGUAAUAUGGAGAGGCUACUGUUUAUCAAAUACGUUCAAUAUUGGACAGUGAGAUCUGUAUACAUUACCCUUGUGUUUGUCAUGUGGCUAUUGUUCCAUUUCAACUCAUUUUCGCGGCGCUCAGAAUCCAACACAACAAUGUGGCUAACAUUCUUUUUGAACUUACUCUUCGUUAGUGCAGCAUGCAUUUUCGCUCUUUCAAAUUCCUGGGCGGUUGCAGGGAGCGGAGUGUAUUCCCAAUAUCUCAAUCUAUGGCUUCCAUCGGACAGCAUUGAAUUUUAUUUUUAUAUUGUGGUGCUGCAUCAUAGUAGUGGGAUGCUCUUCCAGACGUGUUUAUUAGUGGAUACAUUAUUCGUGAUAAUUUCUAUGACUUUUAUCUCCUCCAGUGUUGUUCAAACUGCAACAACGUCUAUCACGCUGUGCAGCAUUCCUUGCUACAUAGUCUUCAAUUUGAUAUCUGCUCAUUGCAAGGAAGCUAUAGAUAGGCGUGCAUUCCAUUCUAACGAGAAGGCCCGGAUGAUAGAGGCACGUGUAGGACAGAUGCUCAACGAUAUGCUGCCAAAGAGUGUUUUGGAAGAAUUCAAAAGCGACAAGUUGAAAAUGUCAUAUUGUCACGAAAAAAUGUCAUUUCUGUUUUCCGAUAUCGUUGGUUUUACGUUGUGGGCUAAUUCUGUAGAUGCAUGUGAGGUAAUUGCACUCUUACAAAGGUUGUUUGCGCGUUUCGACAGAAAUAGCACAAAGUUUGGGUUAUACAAACUUUGCACAAUUGGCGAUGCGUAUGUAGCUGUUAGUGAGCCGGCUAUUGAAGUGCCGUCAGAUCAAGAGGCAAUUGCCAAUAUCGAGGGGAUCCUUCAAAUGGCAUACUCCAUGAUUAGAACUAUUCAAGACGUCAGAGAAGCUUUUAACAUUCCAGGUCUGAAUAUGAGGAUCGGGUUGCACUACGGCUGUUCGGUGGGAGGGGUUGUUGGUUCCGGGAGGCUUCGUUACGAUCUCUGGGGUAUGGACAUUCACACUGCAAAUGCCAUGGAAAGCAAUGGCAUUCCAGGUAAAGUCUGCGUUUCGGAAAGGUUGAAACUUAUAUUGAUGACAAAUUUCCCCAAUCGCUUCGACUUCACCUUCAAUAACGACAUACAGGUCAUAGAUCGAUGUGUCAGAAGUUACAUUCUAACGACAGACUCGAGUGACAGUUCAGCAUUUUAA